Molecule: messenger RNA, 351 nt
Organism: Cooperia oncophora
Lineage: Eukaryota; Metazoa; Nematoda; Chromadorea; Rhabditida; Trichostrongylidae
Source: the annotation of a GenBank genome assembly
AUGCCUUUUACUCUGCGAGCAUUUGAAGAUGAAGUGAAAGCAAAAAUGGGUGUAGUCGAACCAGAAAAGCACGGUCUCCUUCGCCCCUAUCAGGUGUUUUACGAGAAUAACGGAGAGGCUGUUGCCCAGUUCAAAGCGACUGUGCUGAUAAUGUCAAACGGACUUUUAAAAAUCGCUGGUCUCCCACUAGAUAUGAACUUGAUCGAGACUGAUGCGAAGUUGAAGGAUCCUGAGUUGAUCGCCACGUUGAACUCGCAGUUGAAGAAGAAAAAGAAGAAGCCUGCGAAGAAGGAAGCUCCCGCCGCAGUUAAUGCAAGUGCUCCAGUCGCUGAACCGGUGGCAGCGAAAUAG